AUGGCCGCCAGCGCGGACCCCUUGGAACUCGACCGGCUCGCCGAGGAGCUCGCGGAGCGCGAAGGGAAGUCGAAUUCAAUCGAACCAAUAAACCAUGAUCUGCCUCUUCCCCUCCCCUUGUCGCACGAGAAUCCGUACCUCACGGCCCCUACCUUCAAUGUCGAGGAGUUCCUGCUGUCGCGGGUGCACACAUCCCUGCCAGACCUGCGGAGGGAGCUGAGGGAGUACAUGGCAACCCUCAAGGAGGAGCUGGUGCGCCUCAUCAACGACGACUAUGAAGCGUUCAUCAGCCUGAGCACCGACCUGCAAGGGGAAGGCGUGCGCCUGGAGCGACUGAAGCAGCCGCUGGGGGACAUCAAGGCUCAGAUCUUGGAAUCGAAAGACGAGCUGAACGCUAUCCAAGCUGCAAUUCAGGACAAGCUGCAGAAGCGUGCAGUGCUGCGUGAAGAGAAGGCGCUACUUCACCUAUUGCUCAAGAUCUCCGAGAACAUGACGCGCCUCGAGAGCCUGCUAUCCAUCACUACCGAGCAGGAAUCCUCAGAGGGAAGUAGCAGCCAAUUGACAUACGGGAUCGAGGAGACCACCGAGGACAAGGACCGUACAAGCCAGGCCAAGCAUCUCAGUCGCGUCGCGGCGGAGUACAACCAACUCUUGUACCAUGUCAACAAGGCUCGGUCCGAGAAAUGUGUCUUUGUCGACCAGAUACAAUGGAGAAUAGACCGCAUUCAAUCGUCGUUGUCCUCUGACCUGGAUCACCUCUUCUCCAAUCUGCUAUCAGGCCUGGCGGACGGCAACAAGGUCUCCGAACUGAACAAGGCGAAGUGGACGUCGGACCUCACCGAAUGCCUACGGACGUACGACAUGCUGGGUCUUUGGCGGGACGCGGAGGACAUCUUACGGCGAGACGUCGUCCGCGCGUAUGUGAAGAAGGCUAUCUUCCCUGGCGCGCUCGCAGCACCACCAUCGCCUCUCGUGCCUCAUACUCCCUUCGUAACCUCCAACGCGCCGUCCUUCCUCCAAAGUACCAAGCUGCCAGUCACGCCCUAUACCCCAUAUACCGCCAUGCACAACCGGACAACCUUCGCACCCACUCUUGGUCUGGCCUCAUCUUCACCUUGGGCUCGCUCACUUGAAGAGCUCGACGACCCGCUCGCCAAGCUGUAUAUUCAGAUCAUCCGUUUCGUCGAGCGCGACCUCAGCCGCAUCAUGGACAUCGCAGAACGAGUGUCGCUGAAGCCCAUGUCCAUGACAUCGCGGGACAAGAACGGCAGCGCAGCGAACCUCACUAGUCUUGCGCUGGAGCCGGCGCGCACGUCGGAGUUCCAAGGCUUCGAGAUGAUGGCGAACGUCGUAUGGGCUGAGAUCGGGAACUCCAUCAUCGAGGAGCUGGGGACCGUCGUGUUCGCGGCAGGCAGGCCGAACGAGUUCCGCAAAAACCAUGAGAUGACCCAGUUGUUCCUACGAGCGCUCGAGGUCCUGGCACCAUCUGAACACGCCGUCGAGGUGAUGCGAAAGCACCCGGUGUACAUGAACUUCGAGCGGCGCUGGCAGCUACCCGUGUACUUCCAGUUGAGGUGGAAGGAGAUCGUCACCAAGCUGGAGGAAAGCUUGAGCGUGACGAAGCUCGAGAGGGCGGGAGCAGUCGCUGACAAGGAGUUCGCGACGAGUCAAGCAAGAGCGGUCUGGGAAGCGAUAUCUGCCUGCUGGAGUGCGGAGAUCUACAUCCCGGAUUUGAGCCAUCGCUUCUGGAGGUUAACGCUGCAGCUCCUUAGCCGGUACAAGACCUGGCUAGACCAAGCUCUCGCGGGCGCCGACGAAUCACCAACGAGGACGACUGCCGCUUAUCCGGCCAAGGAGCGCCGCGCCGACUCACCCGUCGGGCGUUCCUCCACGUCGACGCCGGCGCCGCCAAACGAAGCGCCGUCGGCUGAGAGCAUCGCCGCGGACGAUGCGGCUCUGCGCAAUUGCUCGACUGUAAUGGCGGACAUCCGCGCGAUGGAGGCGAAUGUUAUGACCAUUUGGCAGGAGCAGAUCAGCGUUCUACUGCCUGAGUCGGCGAAUGAGGAUGAGACGAAUCCUGAAGACGCCCUCAAACACUCGCUGGAGCAGAUCACCUCUUUGCAACCCGGGCUUUCCAGGCGCAUCAUCUCGGUGCUCGUGCGGCGCUGCUCAGAGGCGCUCUUGCCUGUUCGCUCGAUCCCCUCGCAGUUUCGCGCCAUGUCGAACAAGAAGAUGCCUUCCGAAGCCAGCUACUUUAUCCCGACGAUCUUCAAGCCCGUCAAGACGUACUUCGGUAUCAACACCACCGAGGGGCCGGGCUCUCCGCUGAAGGACCUGGUCCACCCUUUCGCUGUGGAGAUCUUCGAGACCGUUGCGGAAAGGUACGGGUACUACGUGACCGCCAUGCGCAAGACGGAAGAGUCGCUUCGGCGCCUGAAGAAGGGCCGCAAGACCACGUUCUCGCUCUUCGGCGGCGGCGCGAAGGACGACGAGGGUCGCGAUGAGGAGCGGAUCCGGACGCAAAUGAUCCUUGACGUCGAGGCGUUCGGGAGAGAGGGUGAGGCAUUGGGGGUGGAUGUGGGGCAGAGCGCGGCGUUCAGGAUGCUGGACGAGAUGGUGCACAGGGAGGAGGGUGAUGCCCAAGCUUGAUCUGGUAGCGAAUGUCUUGAUACAGACAAAUACACUGAAAUUCGGCCA
Messenger RNA from Schizophyllum commune H4-8, 2697 nucleotides. Its product is annotated as COG complex component. Gene Ontology annotation, biological process: intra-Golgi vesicle-mediated transport; protein transport; Golgi organization. The transcript has 13 exons. The record is from RefSeq and is a predicted model, not a curated record. NCBI's taxonomy places the organism in Eukaryota, Fungi, Basidiomycota, Agaricomycetes, Agaricales, Schizophyllaceae. Gene Ontology annotation, cellular component: COG complex; membrane. The coding region runs from base 1 to 2649 and encodes 882 amino acids.